This is a messenger RNA of Bicyclus anynana (squinting bush brown), 8973 nucleotides long. RefSeq lists its product as uncharacterized. Bases 1382 to 2422 code for a protein of 346 amino acids. The record is from RefSeq and is a predicted model, not a curated record. NCBI's taxonomy places the organism in Eukaryota, Metazoa, Arthropoda, Insecta, Lepidoptera, Nymphalidae. The transcript has 8 exons. Gene Ontology annotation, molecular function: interleukin-17 receptor activity.
GUCAGUGUCAAGUUUAGUACCCUAUAUUCAAUGUACUCUAUGUUUAGUUCACAAACGGCCUAUUAGAUAGUAUAGUAUAAUAGUUUUGGUUUAGUUAUGGUUUAGUUUAACUCUUCUCAACAAAGAGUACAUAUAUUAAUUUCUCAAAUUUUAAUCGUCGAGUAAUGAUUGGGGCUCUACGCUCUACUCAUUAAUUUACUCCUUGGCUCUCUAAAGAUUAUAGCACUUCGUAGGCUAUAGUAUAGUUAAGUUAAGAUACGCCUCAAAUAUGUUAACAGUGUUACUGUUAUUGUUUUUGUGUUUAGUGACGGCAAGUGCAAGUGAUAGCAUUUACAGCGUGGUUUGCACCGAUACUAUCCCAAUUAACUAUAGCAAUCGAGCAAUUUUGGAGCCCGUACUUGGUGUCGGAGGCAGGUUCCGCUUAAAAUGGUGUACGGAGGUGCGUAAAGAUAUCAACAAAUGGAAGCUAGACUUGUCAUAUACGUCAGUGAAACCUGAAGACUGCAACGCAGAGUACUUCGGUGAGAGAGCUUCCCUUCCCUUACAUUCUUCCUUCAAACAAAACAUCACAAUGGACAUUGAAAAUUGUACAAUAUAUGUUUGCCUUACUGCUAUCCUGGAUGCAAUAUUUGGCCCAAAAUGUUACUACAUAGACACACAGCAAUACAUUGAUAGUAAGCAAUACAUUAUCAACAUUUGGACAUCUCGGCAAUAUCAAUAUGUUGAAGAAAACCGUGAUUUUACAAUGAAACAAGUAAACAAAAUGAAGAUGCAGUAUUAGUGUGGCAAUUGAGUAUUCCUGCUUCUACAUACAGUGUCAAGCUCACUUGUGGCGAGCCGGUGGACGUGGCCUGCAGCUCGCCGUCGGAGACGCAGGUGCGCUGCCGCGCGCGCGCGCCGCCCGGCGACUGCUGCGCCGAGUUCACGCACGACGCGCCCUGGAAAUCGCUCUCUUUCGUUCCCCACACGUUCAGUUAUAACUUCAGUGAGCCGCUUUGACUACCACUUUGCUUCCAUAACACAUAACCACCGAUACCGUACAUCAUAAUCGGUAUCAUCAUGUACCUAAUUUACCGAUUUUUAAGAGACUGUCUCGAUGAUUCAACGCUGAGGCCAUCUGGCUUUGAUUUACGAUAUCCCGGGCUCGAGACCUGAGUCAGGAUGUGAAAUUAAAAUUUUAUGUUUUUUACUUUUUUUUACCAAGGAUUCUUAGUAAAUUUCAAUCACGCAUGUAAAACGUUGUAGUGUAGAAACACUAUCACCGUACGCCGACCCGCGUCGGCUCAUUUGCAGCGUGCAGGAUCUGAUCUCUGAAUCUUCCCUCUCUUACAAGGGAGGCCUGGUUCAGCCUGCAGUGGGCUAUUCGAAUAGGCUGUUAUCGAUGAUGUACGGUGCUUUAUCAGCCCACAAAGGCAUGGCAAAAGAGUUGCCGGUGCCACCGCAGCAGGCGUCGCAGUGGUGGUGGGCGGCGGGCGCGCUGGCGCUGGCGCUGCUGCUGGCGCUGCUGGUGCUGCUGCUGCUGCGGGCGGCGCGCGCCGGCACCGAGCGAGAGAACACCCUGAGGAUGUGGAUCGAUGACAUAUCCAAGCGCUGGCAGCGAGCGGGCAACGCGCGCGCGGCCGAGCGGCUCGUGCUGCUGUACGCGCGCGACUGUGCGCACGCCACGCGCGCCGCGCGCACGCUGGCGCAGCUGCUGCAGCGAGUCACCGACUGCGACGUACGUACCCUGACGCCUCAUAUCUGCAGGCGCUGGCAGCGAGCGGGCAACGCGCGCGCGGCCGAGCGGCUCGUGCUGCUGUACGCGCGCGACUGUGCGCACGCCACGCGCGCCGCGCGCACGCUGGCGCAGCUGCUGCAGCGAGUCACCGACUGCGACGUGGUGGACCUGUACGCGCCGGAGACGCUGGCGGGCGCGGCGCCGGCGGGCGGCGCGUGGCUGCGCGCGCUGCUGGCGCGGGCCGGCACGCGCGUGCUGCUGCUGCAGAGCCCCGCGCUGGCGCUGUACUGCGCGCGCCUGCUGCCCGCCGCCGACGGCUCGCCCACGCUCGAGGCGCCGCUGCUGGGCGGCCGCAUGGCGUGGCGCGCGCCGCACGCCGCCGACUCGCUGCUGCUGCUGGCGCUGCGGCUGCUGGCCGACAGCGCGCACGGCGAGCCGCUGCCCUACAAGAAGUACUACGUCGCCAUGACGGCGGGCUUGCAGCACGACGACGCGGUGCCCGCGCUGACCCCUCAGCGCCGCUACCGGCUGCCGCACGCCGCCGCCACGCUGCUGCGGGACCUCUCGCCGGACCCCGCGCUCGACCCCCUGCGCGACCCCGCGGCGCGGCAUCUGCUGGAGCAGUACAAAGAGGCGAUGGAAGACUUCAGACAGUACACUGUCGACCACCCCAACUACCUGUUCGAGGAUCUAGUAGUCGAGUAGGCUUUGCAUGUUCGCAAUACUACAUUUACAAUCCGCAAUGAGAACGGGGCGCUAACUGUUGUAACUGUCGCGCGCUCCGACGGACACACAAUGAUUCCAGGAUUUCUGCUCGGCUUUUAUUUUAAAUGCAAAUGCUAUAUACGUUCUUCUGUGAUUAUUUUAGUGAUUAAUUAAUAAUGAGUUAAAGGGGAAAUACUUUGAGUUCUUGAUUAAAAUAGUAUGGCUUCUACGCAUUGUAAAUGACGAGACAGUGAACUGGUACCGACUUCAAAGUGAUCAGAAGAUUACACAUACGAUGUUAUUUUUCGCUUUUUAGUUUAUUUUUGUGUUUUUUGAAGUCUGUUGAUUUUUUUUGUUAAAAAGAUUUUAUUUAUAUUUAAUGUUCAGCAUUGUUAGCUAGGUGAGAACUGUCGGUUUCAAUGAACUUUACAAAGCUCCAGCGCGCAGCGGAGCACUCGUACACAGUGUGUACUCUAGGCCUUCAAGCUCACAAUAAAUUGAGGCUACAUUUGAACGGUGUUCAAUAGCCAGUUGUCAUUUGUUCAAAACAAUACACUAGUAAAAUUAAUGACAACAAGAACUUACCUUAUUUUCGGUGUUCUUCAGGCUGGCACCUGGAUGAGUAAGUUUUGAGGACACACGGGGCCCUUGCCCCCCAUUCUCAGGGGGCCCCGAAGGACUGACAAUAUCGAUAUCCUUCAAAAUAUUUACUUAGUAGUAGUAAGAUAUACCUAAUAGAAGAUAGAAGAUUUUACUCAACAGAAACAAUAAUCGUAACCAAAAAGCCAACAGCAUUCUAAGACCAUUAUAUCAUACUGUAUUUGAUUACCUAUAAUAAAUGGUCAGACUUAGUAAAAAGAAUUAGUGUAAUUCGCUUUUGUACUUACCAAAAGGGCCCUAAAUCCCGCGAAUGUCCGUACGCGACCGUCUUCAAUCUACGCGUCGCUUCGGUCGCACCGCGAAUCUAUUUUGUGUCCUUUUUUGUUUUUUUUAAUUCCAUUCCCCUCCAACUAGUCGGGAAAGACUGUAUUAGAAGAGGGUACGAUAAUAGACCAACGGAGCGGGGAUCGAACCACCAUCGACGAUGAGUCCGGCCGCUCUUACCCUUGAGCUAUUGAGGCUUUGAGGCCCUAUACGGUCAUAUCAGAGCACUCUUGCAUGUAAUUGCAAGAGCACGAAAAAAUGCACCUUACGUGAUAAGUCACAGAUGCCAAUCAAUUCAACAGCGUGUUUCAAAAAUUGCUACAUAUAUGCAUAUAUUAGUGAGAUGCCGGGUCGAUAAAAAUUUAAAUCUAAGCAUACAAUAGUUUGGUGUCAAAAUCUGCGGAUAUACAGGGUUACAGGUUAAGUCGACCUAGAUCCUUUAGGGGGUUAUAGCUUCCAUCAUUUCUAACUAAUUUUUGUAUGGAAGACCCUACCCCAAAGUUAAGAAUUUUUAAGUUAUGGCACAUUUAAGAUUUUUAGAAAAAAAUCCGACUUUUUGUCCAUUAUCCACGUUUUUCGCGAUUUUUUUUGUUUUAUUUUUUUUUGCGAUUUUUGAGUUCUGGAUGAGUUGUUUCACAUAUAUGCAUUAUAAUCACUAAAAUAGUAGCUAUAUGAAUCAACUUGGUUGUAGUAGACGAUUGAAAAUAAGAUACGGAUUUUAACUUUCUUUCUCAAAGUUGACGACAGGCCAUUUUUCAACUUGUAUUGCGCGUGUCGGAAAAAUGGCUUGACAUUCAGAAGCGGAUUCAACAGAACACAAUUAGUAUUAAGAAGGUGAUGUACCUAAAAAAUAAACAUUUUCUUAUAGGAAAUUUUAGUAAACCUGCUUAGAAUGAAUAAAAUAAAUAAUUUGCCAUAUAUUUUAAAUGUGACCAAUAUUCCAAAUUCCUUCCUACUAGUCGGCAAAGACUGUAUUAGGAGUGGGUACGACAAUAUCAUAUAUUUUUUAAACAAUUAUUUAAUAAGUAAUACAUAAUUUUAAAGUCAACGUUAUUAAUUAUUGUUAUAGAGCACACCUGUUAUACAAACUGUAGAUAUGCAUGUAACAGUUGUUAGUGUACAUAAUAUACUAUGUAGUAAGUUAACGAAUGUUAAGUUUAAGCGUUAUUCGCAUUAGAAAACUUAAAGUUUUAAAAAGUUUUUAAAAAAAGAGGUUUUAGUACCUGUAAAGGUGCCUAUAGUUCACGUUUUGGCUUCACUCCGAAUAUUUUAUUAAAGACAACAUAAAAAUGUAUAAUAAUGCAAUAGAGUAGAACUCCACUUAAUUUCGUGUAGUACAUGGAAUAAGGGUCCGAAAUAUAUCGAUAUCAAUUAAUAAAUGUUAACGAUUUCCCAAGAAACUACAUUUAAAAAUCAUAUAUUUUUUUAAAUUGUCCAAACGUGAAAACGUCCAUUUCGGGACGCCACGAUAUUACUUGACGUACUGAACAUCAAACUAAUUGUUAACUAAUAUUCUUGUCAAACGUUCCAUUUGUAUGGGAUUUAUUAUAGUGACGUCAUGAGACAGUUGAAAUAUAGACCGUCAUGGCCGACAGGCGUUUUGCGUAGUAUUGUCAAAAAAAUUAAUAGAAACCGACUUGUCCAGUUUCUAUCAAAAAUAAAAUUUUAGGUACAGUUUCGGAGAAAAAGGGCAUGGUCAAUUGUCGUCUAUUUGUUGAAAUAACUUUAAAGGUAAUUUAUUUUUAAUUCCAAAAAUAAAAUUUAAAAUCUUCUUAUCAAGACCUUUAAUUUGAUGUAUCACACGAUGAACUAUGAAAAAGUUUUUUUUUCAACUUUCCAUCUUAACUCCCAUAAGUGCCCCCCAUGUUCAAAGUUUACCUUUUCGCGAUACAUCCCUGUAUUUGGGUCACACCAAUAGAUAUGUGUACUAAAUUUCAACUGGAUUGGUUUGGUACAUUCGGAGAAAACAGACAUUAAAAUGUGCGCCAGUGAUAUUAAAAGGGUAUCCACCGUUUUUGUACUACGCUCGGAACCAUAAUUAUGAUAAUUUUUUUCAAUCUAGUGGAACGAUAAUAAACAAUUUGAGAGCAUUUAAAGUGUCAAGUAGCAUACUGUCUUACACGGCCUUUGUCCCCAUGUUUUAUUAAACCUAAGGCUACCUCUUGUAUUCUAUUCGCUUGGUAUAUUUCUUCUUUAUAAGUAACGAAUGGUAAUAAAUAAGAUCUAAUUAUUAUUAUUAACAACGACGAUGAAUUAUACGAUAUUAAGGUUAUUUAGUUUCGUCCAACGUUUAACUAACGCUUCCGACUUGAACAGAACAUUGUGUUGUGCACAUCGGAAUUUAGGUCAGUAGGUACGUGUGUUGCGUAAAAAUAUAAGUAUAUUAAAAUAAUAAAACCGAAAACAAUAUCUAAGUACAUAUUAUGUUGCUGCCGCGAACUGUUUUAUCUCGGGGGGACUGAUAGCGCGCGGGUCGCCUCACGCCUCACAGCUGUUUACAGUGGACUUAUCGAAGAUUGCGGAGAGCUAAUGACAUUGGAUUGUAGACCUUAUGUGCAUUAUUAUAAGUUUGCGUAUAUAAUUGAACAGAGUGACCUAAUCCAAAGUUUUAUACAAAAAGACGAUCUAUAUAGAAUCUAUACAUAAAUUUGCUUUAAUGUAAAUAUUGUGAAUAUGUUGCUCUAAAAGUUACUGUUUUAUCCCUCAAGAUCUUACUGUAAAGAUGCAAAACUUUAGUAGUGCAAAAGUUAGGUGACAAUUCUUGAUAGACAGAGAUAUCAUCGCGUGUGAGCACAUCAAGAAAUACGGAAUAACGUGGACCUUCUUACGUGCUUAUCUCCGUAGAGGCACUCUAAUACCAACAUCACAAUAUGAAGCAGGAAAUGUAGCCGCACCCCACGCUAUAGCUUGGCAAGUGCGUUCGUAACACUGCCGAUGUUCCGCGCGGGCCGGGGGAUGAAUAAAAAAACCCACGACUGAAGCACGUAUUUCCCCGCACGCACGAUUUCAGUCUUGCCCCCCUGUCGCCCGCAUAUCAUGGGAGUGUCAACUUACUUGCCAGACUAUAGAGCCAAGUGUCUGCCGGAGGGCUAGUAUCUCCAUGGCUCGGAGUGCGACACGCCAUUUCUAUGGCCUUGUUAUGAACAUUUUUGUGGUAGGAGCCACCCGCACGCGCUCCUUAUCACGCCUUAUCGGUCACGGCGAAAACAAUCGGUCAAGUAAACAACUUUGUAUAGGAAUACCGUUUUCCGUAAACUGGGACCUAGCGAGCUUUAGACACUGAUUUUUAACAUGAAUUAGCUUUUUGUAAGAAUCAAACCACUUAGCUUUUCUUUGUAAUAGUUUUGUAUUACAAAGAAAAACUAAGCCCGUGACUUCUAAAACAAAACAUGAACGAUUUACAUUAAAAAUAACUUCAACACCUUUUAACCCUUCAAGGCCAAUUUAGGGAUACUCGCAGAAUUUUGAAAAAUAAUGAUUUACAUUUAUUUUUAGUAUUUUAUGGUAGUACACAUACCAAUUUUCACCCUCUUCUGAUUUUAUUUUCGCGACCAAAAGUGUCAAAUCGCGCCAAAUUUUAUUUGAUUUAAUUCAGUAGUUUCAGUCCGUCUUUUUGAUGUGUCCAUCAAAAAGACGGACAGACAGACAGACAAAAAUAAAAAAUAUAUAUUUUUAUGUCACAUUCCAACAAAAAAUUUCAUAAUUUUCAAAAUAUAUUGUACAAAAUUGGGGACCUGUUACAAUUUUAUUAUAAGUAAGUACUUAUAGAUCUCAACACUUAAAAAAGGGUGGUUCGAUUGUUUGUAUGCGAUCGUAGCUGUAAAAUGAAUAGGGUAUUUUUUAAUAGAAAACUAUUUUUCAAGGAAUAUUUUAUAGUACUUAGUAUAACAAUAUCCCAUCUUAUUUACAUUCUCUAAUAACAAAUCUCCAAUGUAUGUAGGUUCCUCACUCUGGAGCCCUGACCACCGGUUGCGCGGGAGGGUUUAUUUAUUUAUAAAUUUUUAAUAGCGUUUUGUAUUAUACUUUUAUAUUAACAUUGUUAAAAAUUUAAAAAAAAAAGGUUAUUAAAUAAAUGAGAGAAUAGAAAAAAUCUCCUAUGUUAUCUUAGGUGUGUAGGAACUGUAUUAUAUGUAUAUGAUGCUUUUAAAGUAGGUAUAUUUUUUACACGAAAUUUACAAUAUACAAUAGCAUAAGGCUUUUAAGAGUUUUGACGAUAAGUGUUGUAUGUUUAAGUUUUAACGCUAAGCUAAAAUACACGUUAAGCCUUAGACCAUUAAUUAUUAAUGGUCUAAGCGUUAAGCUUAAGUUUUCACAAUACUCGUGCAAUGCAUUUUAUCUGCGAGACAAGUUAAAGUUUUCAGAUCUUUAUUGAAUAAAUAUAUUUUUAUACGUAAUUUACAUAUUUUUAUAGAUUAUAUAGAUUUAUAUAAAUAACUUUUACCUGUUAUACUCAUUAUAUUCCAGGAAGACCGUUUGCCGAUCGUAAAACUAAUAUAAAUCCGGCUUAAAGGAGCGUAAAGGAAAGACACGAUUUUAUUUUUGGCCGUAGUGUAAAUGUAAAUAACUAAUAAUAAUAAAUAGCAUUUUCAUUUUUUCAUUGCAAAAUGUUCAUGUUGUGACAUUUUUUGUAUUUGACAUUUGUACUAGGUACUAUGAGUAUCUAUGUAUUGUGCCAUAGUAUUGUAAUAAUUUAGUCAUUUGUUGUUUGUAUAAAACAUAACUCGAAUUUAUGAUCUUAAACUAAAUGAAAUUUUUAAUAUUAAAUAUUCAUACAAUACGUUAAGUAUGUAUAGCAUAGUCUGACCACAAAAAUAAAAAAUCUGGAUUGAUGGCCACAGGUAGGUACUGCACCUACUUGUUAGUUAUCUGUGCUUAUGUGAUCAUGGGAGAAAUUAGAUUGUUAAUUUUUUUCGCAACAUAGCAUAUUUUUUUUUCUGAUCAGGCUGUACAUUACCUGUUACUUAUUUUUAUUGAUAGUGUAUAUUUCUAAAUAGUUGUAGCUUUUUUCUUUUGAUUUAUGUUGGUUACGAGUUGUUGCUUAAGAAAAGCGCCUUUUAUUCACAUUUUCCAAUAGUUUUUAAAACUUCAACAAUUUUUUCGCAACAACACCACUGAGGUAUCGUGUUUUAGCAGAUUUCCAAAAAGGAGGAAGGUGUUGUAUGUAUAUUUUUUGUAGUCAUGUUCUGUCACAAAGAUCUCUACCAUUGUAGUAGAUUUCCAGAAGUUUUAAAACAAAUGUCUGCCCAGUUUAUGUAGAGAUUACAUCAGUCUUUUGUUUUAGUUAUUAUUUCGGUAUAUUUUGUAAUAAACAAUCAAAGUUUUGCUGUUUUUUUUAUUUGACUUCGUGUGGCAAUACCAAACGGAUUUGUGAUAAACACUGUUAAAGUGUGUAUAUUUAACUGGAAUAUUCGCGUAGAAUAGAUAUCGUUCAAUACAGGCGAGCUGGAGCUUCUAUCAUUAAUGAACGUAUAACUGUACCUACAGAUUUAAUUAAAUUUUACUAUAAUGUUGCAGACUCUGGUAAUGUACUCGUGUACGUAUGGACUGAAGUGCUGGCUUGUCUUGAUUGUGUUAUUAAUACUUAUGAUGAUAAUUGUUUUGUUAUUAAAUUUACAAUAGAUUCAUAA